This is a messenger RNA of Solanum dulcamara, 749 nucleotides long. Its product is annotated as early nodulin-like protein 1. The record is from RefSeq and is a predicted model, not a curated record. The coding region runs from base 42 to 584 and encodes 180 amino acids. The transcript has 2 exons. NCBI's taxonomy places the organism in Eukaryota, Viridiplantae, Streptophyta, Magnoliopsida, Solanales, Solanaceae. Gene Ontology annotation, molecular function: electron transfer activity. Gene Ontology annotation, cellular component: plasma membrane.
UAUAACUAAAAAAAAGUUUCAUUUUUUCUUGAGGGGAAAAAAUGAAAAAUUAUGAUUAUCCUCUUUUGGCAUAUUUUGUGAUUAUUACUUUUUCCACAAGAUGUUUUUGUGAAGCAAGAGAGUUUGUUGUGGAUGGAAAAGAAAAUUCUUGGAAAAUUCCUUCUUCACCUAAUGAACUUAAUAAGUGGGCUGAGAAAAAUCGUUUUCAGAUUGGAGAUUAUAUUGUUUUGAACUAUGAUCCAAAGUCAGACUCAGUACUAGAAGUGAAUGAAGAAGAUUACAACAAUUGCAACAAGGCCCAGCCCAUUAAAACAUAUAAAGAUGGAGAAACCAAGAUUUUGCUUGACAAAUCAGGCCCAUUUUUCUUCAUAAGUGGAGCAAAUGGACAUUGUGAAAAUGGCCAAAAACUUCAACUUAAAGUCUUGUCACCUCAACAUAGUUCAUCAAAUGAUCAUUUUACGGCAUCGGCUCCGGUGAAAUUUAUCACUCCGGCACCGUCUCCGGUGAGUGGAAGUAGUGGCAUGAAAAUUGGGAUCAUUGGAGGGUUUAUGGUUAUGUUAGCAAGUUUUAUUGUUCUUGCCUAGUCUUGAGUUUUAAAUUUUAGUGUUUUUUUUUGUUAGCCAUGAUGUAGUGCAUGGUUUAUUUAUGAAAAUUUUGUUGGUUUUUGUUUAUCACUUUAUUCAUUAGUAGUAGUAUUUCUUUUGUGGUUUUUGGUUAUCUUUGACAUGUUAUUGGAGAUAUUUGUGCAA